Messenger RNA from Thecamonas trahens ATCC 50062, 360 nucleotides. RefSeq lists its product as uncharacterized. NCBI's taxonomy places the organism in Eukaryota, Apusomonadida, Apusomonadidae. The coding region runs from base 1 to 360 and encodes 119 amino acids. The transcript has 2 exons. The record is from RefSeq and is a predicted model, not a curated record.
AUGCUGCAGAGUCUGGUGCAAGUGGCAAGUGUGGCCCGUGCGAGGCGCCUGGCAGGGGCUGCUGCUGCCGGGGCACGUGGUGUGGCCGACGACGCGGCAAGCCAAGGACGGGCCGGACGAGGCGCAGAGGCGGAGUUUGACGGCGAGAGCACGUGGAGUGUCGAGACAGUGUACGGACAGAACGCGGCUGGAGGCACGUGGGCUGAUGGCGAUCGCGCGGAUGCGGUGGCGGAUCUGGCGAGGCUUGCCCGGCCGUCGUUGCUGGCUGCUGGCGAGCGCGAUGCGCUGCUGGCGGCGCUGAGUAGCCUCGAUGGGCUUGUGUCACGGGUGACGAGCCAUGACGGGCGCGGCCGAGGCUGA